AUGGCUUCCGAUAUUUUGGAUAAUUCGAGCGACUCUCCCGACGAGUCAAACGAUAGCUCUAUGGAAUUCUUUGUUAACGCGUUACACUUUCUUGAAGAUACGACAACUUCUAGUGCUCCUCAAACUCGACGGUAUACGGACCGGCAUCGGGAAAUUGGUCUUGAUACUCUUUUGAACGAUUGGUUCGUUCAACAACCAAAAUACGAAGACGAUUACUUUCGAAAGAAGUUUCGAAUGGACAAGACCAUGUUUUUAGAUAUCGUGCGUGACAUUGAAGCAAACUUCCCGUAUUUCCAAGAACGUUACGAUGCAAGAGGAAGAAAAAGUUUUACGGCGAUACAAAAAUGCACAUCCGCCGUUAGGCAACUCACGACGGGUAACGCACCAGACGAGUAUGACGAGUAUUUGUGCAUGGCAGCCAGAACCGCACGAGAGACCCUUGAUUAUUUUUGUGACGCCAUCAUUCGGUUGUAUAGCCGAGAGUACCUACGCAGGCCGACGUCACACGACGUUGCACGCAUCUUCGAGGCCCACGAGCUUCGUCAUCAUAUGCCUGGGAUGCUUGGUAGCAUCGAUUGCACACAUGUCGAGUGGUCGGCAUGUCCUAGACGUUUGAGAGGGCAAUACACAAGGGGUGACCACAACGGUCCAACUAUUAUGCUUGAAAUCACCGCGUCACAUGAUUUGUGGAUUUGGCAUGCUUUUUUCGGUGUCCCGGGGUCGAACAACGACAUCAACGUGUUGAACCAAUCCGAUUUGUAUGUCACAGCGCGUAACGGAACGGCUCCGGAUUCUUCAUUCCACGUGAAUGGGCGAGAUUAUAAACGUGGCUACUAUCUUAGUGAUGGGAUCUAA
Molecule: messenger RNA, 855 nt
Organism: Erigeron canadensis
Lineage: Eukaryota; Viridiplantae; Streptophyta; Magnoliopsida; Asterales; Asteraceae
Exons: 1
Coding region: 1-855 (284 amino acids)
Source: RefSeq, a predicted model, not a curated record